GGCCCCGGCUCCCUCCGGACGCCCGGCCAACGGCGGCGGCGGUGGCGAGUCCGCGGCCCUGCCGAGAGGGAAGCGACGCCGCGGUCUUCCCAGGCGACGCGGACAGCAGUAGUUCCAAAGAACUGCUGGUUUAUAUUUUAGCUCUUGCCAAGUUGUGAAAAUAGUGAAGGAUGCUUAGACUACUUAACAUUCAAAUUGCUCUCUGGUUAAUCAUCUUUAGAAGACCGGAUUUUUGGAUAUCUACUCCACUCCAUCUGUAUUGACUUUUAAAACAUGAUAAUGCAAACCUGUAACACUGGCAAUCAUCCAUGAACUUUUAAUUACAUUGAUUAAUAGCAUUUGAAGCUUCCUCAGGGAAUAAACAAUGGCAUCAGCAGUGGUUGACAGUGGAGGUUCUAUUUUGGAGCUUUCCAGCAAUGGAGUAGAAAAUCAAGAGGAAAGUGAAAAGGUUUCUGAAUAUCCAGCAGUGAUUGUGGAGCCAGUUCCAAGUGCCAGAUUAGAGCAGGGCUAUGCAGCCCAGGUUCUGGUUUAUGAUGAUGAGACUUAUAUGAUGCAAGAUGUGGCAGAAGAACAAGAAGUUGAGACCGAGAAUGUGGAAACAGAACCUUGUUAUGAACUAGAUCCAUUGCCAGCAUUCUCUUCUGCAAAGCUGAGAGUGGAAGCAUCAGUUCAUAGCAGUAAUGCACACUGUACAGAUAAGACCAUUGAAGCUGCUGAAGCCCUGCUUCAUAUGGAAUCUCCUACCUGCUUGAGGGAUUCAAGAAGUCCUGUGGAAGUGUUUGUCCCUCCUUGUGUAUCAACUCCAGAAUUUAUCCAUGCUGCUAUGAGGCCAGAUGUCAUUACAGAAACUGUAGUGGAGGUGUCAACUGAAGAAUCUGAACCAAUGGAUACCUCUCCUAUUCCUACAUCACCGGAUAGCCAUGAACCAAUGAAAAAGAAAAAAGCUCAAAGGGCUUCGCAGAUUAUCAGAUCUUCUGCAAUAGUUGGCCGUAAACCAAAGACCCAGCAAUCACCAAUUUCUAAUGGGUCUCCUGAGUUAGGUAUAAAGAAGAAACCCAGAGAAGGAAAAGGAAACACAACCUAUUUGUGGGAGUUUCUUUUAGAUCUACUUCAAGAUAAAAAUACUUGUCCCCGGUACAUUAAGUGGACUCAGAGAGAAAAAGGCAUAUUCAAGCUUGUGGAUUCAAAGGCUGUCUCUAAGCUUUGGGGAAAGCAUAAGAACAAGCCAGACAUGAACUAUGAGACUAUGGGUCGAGCUUUGAGAUAUUAUUACCAAAGGGGUAUUCUUGCAAAGGUUGAAGGACAGAGGCUUGUAUAUCAGUUCAAGGAUAUGCCCAAAAACAUAGUGGUCAUAGAUGAUGAUAAAAGUGAAACCUGUAAUGAAGAUUUAGCAGCAGGUACUGAUGAAAAAUCAUUAGAACGAGUGUCACUGUCUGCAGAAAGUCUCCUGAAAGCAGCAACUUCUGUUCGUGGUGGAAAAAACUCGUCUCUAAACUGCUCCAGAGCAGAGAAGGGUGUAGCUAGAGUUGUGAAUAUCACUUCCCCUGGUCAUGAUGCUUCAUCCAGGUCUCCUACUACUACCGCAUCUGUAUCAGCAACAGCCGCUCCAAGGACAGUUCGUGUGGCAAUGCAAGUACCUGUUGUAAUGACAUCGUUGGGUCAGAAAAUUUCAACUGUGGCAGUUCAGUCAGUUAAUGCAGGUGCACCAUUAAUAACCAGCACUAGUCCAACAACAGCAACCUCUCCAAAGGUAGUUAUUCAGACAAUCCCGACUGUGAUGCCAGCCUCUACUGAAAAUGGAGACAAAAUCACCAUGCAGCCUGCCAAAAUUAUUACCAUCCCAGCAACACAACUUGCACAGUGUCAACUGCAGACAAAGUCAAAUCUGACUGGAUCAGGAAGCAUUAACAUUGUUGGAACCCCACUGGCUGUGAGAGCACUUACCCCUGUUUCAAUAGCCCAUGGUACACCUGUAAUGAGACUAUCAGUGCCUACUCAACAGGCAUCUGGCCAGACUCCUCCCCGAGUUAUCAGUGCGGUCAUAAAAGGGCCAGAGGUUAAAUCAGAAGCAGUGGCAAAAAAGCAGGAACAUGAUGUGAAAACUUUGCAGCUGGUACAAGAAGAAAAAGCGGCAGAUGGAAAUAAGACAGUGACCCACGUAGUGGUUGUCAGUGCGCCUUCAGCUAUUGCCCUUCCUGUGACUAUGAAAACAGAAGGACUAGUGACGUGCGAGAAAUAAAAUAGCAGCUCUACCAUGGACUUUAGACUGUUAGUGAUAGUACUAACAUAAAUAUUUGCAAGGGAUGUCAUCAAGAAAAGUCAAAAGAAGACUUUAAAACAUUUUUAAUGCAUAUAAGAAAACAAUCAAACUUACUGGAAAUAAAUUACCUAUCCCAUGUUUCAGUGGGAAAUGAACUACAUAUUGAGAUGCUGACAGAAAACUGCCUCUUACAGUAGGAAACAACUGAACCCAUCAAUAAGAAAAAGGAUUGAGAGGGACCAAGCAACUCACUACAAUAUCAAGUUACACUAAGACUUGGAACACUAACAUUCUGUAAGAGGUUAUAUAGUUUUUGGUGGGGAGGGGUUGGGAUGGGUGAUCUCAUUGUUACAUAUAGCAACUUUUGAUGCAUUUUAUAUGCAUACCAGCAAUUAUUACUGUGUUCACACAGAACUCACUUAACUGGUGCUAUGUGGAGACUCUGCUAAUAUAGGUAUUUUAGAAUGUGAAUUGAAGGAUGGAUCCAAAAACUUCAGAAAGAGGAUAGCAAAAAAGAUCUAGUGCGAAUUUUUUUUAUAUAUAUCAUAUAGCUUAAGCUGAUUUAAAACAAAGGCCUUAGACUAAUUUUCGGUUUUCUUUAUUGAAAUAAGCUAAUGGCUUGUUUGUGUAAAGCUUUUUUAUUAAAAGAAAAAUUUUAAAAAUCUUGUACCUAGCACAGUAUUGUUAUAGAAUUUACAUGUAACAUUUUAUAUGGUAGUUUAAGUCUGUCAGUUUCUUAAUUGUGGACAAAUUAACAGUUGGCUCUGGCCUUUUGCUGUAACAUGCCUGUGUCACUCACUUAGCCCUGGCAUCUGUGCAGACAUAUCAGUUUCAGUUCUACCGUCACUUGGAAGUUAAGGCUCAGCAUGAAUUUUUGUCAGGUAGCUCUAAUACCUGGAGUUUUCUUUCUUUUUUUUGUUUUAGUUGAAGUUUAAGAGGGAAAGUACCAGUGUUCAGAUUUGAACUAUAAUAGUUUGUAUAUUCAACAUUUGAAGUAUAUUCUAUUUUGUUGUACUCUUGUUUCAAAGUGUAUUCAAGUAGGUUUUCUGAAAUAUAGAAAUGAAAUUUAUCUUGUGUUUUGGUCUCUGGUGAUAUUUAUAACAAUAUUCAAAAGCUAGUAUAGAGACAUUGUUUUAGUUAAGUAAUAGAAGUCCUACUUCUCCUUCCCUACUACUGCGUGAAGAAAUUCUACUUAUUUUGUUCCAUUACAUUAAUAUUUGGCAAAUACCUGCAUGUUGCCACUUCCUUUCUAAUUACUAUCAGGAACUAUAAUGUUCUACUUUCAUACCAUAAUGAGUUUACCAUUUUAAUGUUGGCCACACUUAAAGAAUUUAUAUUUCAAAUCAGACCAUUUGUUUCUUGGUUAGACCUUUUGAAGGUUAGGAAGAACAAUGUUUUUACAAAUUUGGAAGUGGAGGUCCCAGAGGGAUUACAUGAAUUUCCAAAUUUCACACCAAACUAGGUCCUGUGAUUCCACAUCUUAAUGCUCUUUCUACUACAAAGCAAAGUUGUCUAUUUUUACAUCUUUUAGAAAUUUAAAUAAACUGAUACUUAAUA
Messenger RNA from Diceros bicornis minor, 3817 nucleotides. It is a transcript of the gene ELF2, whose product is annotated as E74 like ETS transcription factor 2. The transcript is spliced from 12 exons. Gene Ontology annotation, cellular component: nucleus. Lineage: Eukaryota; Metazoa; Chordata; Mammalia; Perissodactyla; Rhinocerotidae. Gene Ontology annotation, molecular function: DNA-binding transcription factor activity, RNA polymerase II-specific; sequence-specific DNA binding. Bases 365 to 2239 code for a protein of 624 amino acids. The record is from RefSeq and is a predicted model, not a curated record. Gene Ontology annotation, biological process: regulation of transcription by RNA polymerase II; cell differentiation.